UGUCACAUUUAGUCUCUCUAAUGUGUACUCUAAUCUGUGAUAUCAAAAUGGCUGAUAUUUCUGUUGAAACCGCUCCUGGAGAUGAAAAUGAUGAUAAUUGGUUAUAUGGCGACUCCAACCCUGAUCAACCAGAGCAGAAUGAAUCUACAAAUGCUGAAGAAAAUCCUCCACAACAGACGGAGAUCAUAGAAGGUGAAGAAAAAGAUCAAGACGAUAAUGAAGGAAAUAACGACGACUCACAUUUUAAUGAUGAACAUUUUGCGGAUGUGGGGCGCGAAGAUCAGGAGCAGGAGAAUGGAGACGCAGACAGCCAGGAUAAUGGAGACUCGGAUUCAGACGACAGCGAUGAUGUUAAAGUCACUAUCGGAGAGAUCAAACCGGGACCGCAGUCCUAUGCCAGCUUAAAUAUAAAGCGUGGUGUGGGUCUCGUGGCCGCUGGUACUGCUGAGAAAACACGUCCUAUUACUACUACUGGUGGCAAAGUGACCCUGGAUGAUUUAGAUGGGCCAGGCAGUAUAAAUGGGGUACCCGCAUUAGAGUUCAACAUAGACACAAUCGAGGACAAGCCAUGGAAUAAACCUGGUGCUGAUAUUUCAGAUUAUUUUAAUUAUGGAUUUAAUGAGGUGACAUGGAGUGCGUACUGUGAGCGGCAACGGCGAAUGCGAUGUAACGAAGCUGGCGUAGGUCUUCAUGCGGCGCCAUCUGGACCACGAAUGUCAGCACCAGACCUUAGACGACCUGCUGGUAACAUUAGAAAUGACGAGGGCAUGAUGCCCCCUACUGCACCUAAUAAUUACCAAGCCAGAGAAAACACAAUUCAGGUGAUGACGGCGGAGCGGCGCGAGUACGGUCGCGGCGGCGGUACACGUGACCUGCCGCCGCCGGAGUAUUUCGGCGCGCCACCGCCCGACCACUACUACCCUCCACCGCACGCCGCACAUCCGCCGCACGCACCCUACGAGGAGCCCUGGGGGCACCCCGAGCAAGGCGGCUGGGCGCCCACGGAGAUCAAGGAGUUGACGCCGGGCCCCAUGGGCCCGCCGGCCAUGGGGCCGCCGCUGGGGAUGGCGCCGCACGCGCCGCACGCGCCGCCCACGCCGCACAUGAUGCCAGCGCCGCCUUUCGCGCCCCCCUACCGCCACCUGCCGCCGCAUCCACACGAGCGCGACCGCGAUCGGGAACGCGACCGCGACCGGGACCGGGACCGCGACCGUGAUCGUGAUAGAGAACGGAUGCGGGAGCGCGACGACCGGGAGAGAAGGGAUCGGGAUAGACGUGGUGAAGAUGAGGACAGAGACCGUGAACGAGAACGUGACCGCUCCAGAUCCAUCAAACCAGACAGGAUACGAGAAAAGUCAUACCGUCGAGAAAGGUCGCGGUCCAGAUCGCGGCGUCACAAGUCCCGGUCGCGGUCGCCGCGACAGCGCUCCCGGGAACGGGAGCGAUCGCGCGAACGAGAACGCGACCGCUCUCGUGACCGCGAACGUAGCGUUAAGCCCAAGUCAAAAGAGAAUAAGGAGAAAGAAGAAGAGAAGUAAAGUCCGAUAGAGACUCCAACUAUUCGCCUGCUUAUUUUGUUAAUCAAGAAUGUGAUUAGUUAACUAUUGGCUUAUUAGCCAAUUUUAUUUACAUAUUUGUAAAUAAAAUUUUCAUGUUGCCUAUCAUGCAGUGACAUGAAAAUUUAUUUUACACAAUUUGUAAAACUAAAUAUACACCUCAUUCCUUACAGAA
Molecule: messenger RNA, 1731 nt
Organism: Galleria mellonella (greater wax moth)
Lineage: Eukaryota; Metazoa; Arthropoda; Insecta; Lepidoptera; Pyralidae
Gene: Fip1
Product: pre-mRNA 3'-end-processing factor FIP1
Exons: 9
Coding region: 21-1538 (505 amino acids)
Cellular component (GO): mRNA cleavage and polyadenylation specificity factor complex
Molecular function (GO): RNA binding
Source: RefSeq, a predicted model, not a curated record